Messenger RNA from Drepanopeziza brunnea f. sp. 'multigermtubi' MB_m1, 330 nucleotides. RefSeq lists its product as uncharacterized. Lineage: Eukaryota; Fungi; Ascomycota; Leotiomycetes; Helotiales; Drepanopezizaceae. Gene Ontology annotation, molecular function: single-stranded DNA binding; damaged DNA binding. The record is from RefSeq and is a predicted model, not a curated record. Gene Ontology annotation, cellular component: DNA replication factor A complex; nucleus; site of double-strand break. Gene Ontology annotation, biological process: DNA replication; mismatch repair; base-excision repair.
AUGGCCGACCCAACCUCCACCCCACGCAUCACCGCCCCCUACCUCGACGCCUUCACGAACCGCACUAUCCGCCUCACCGGCCGCGUCAUGCAGCUGCGCGGCGAGUCGGCCACGAUCGACAGCGAUGGCGUCGUCACGGCGCACCUGAACCGCGACGCCCACCUGACCGUCGGCCACGCGGUCGAGGUCGUCGGCAAGGUGAACCAGGAUUUGAGCGUGAAGGUGCUCAUGGCUUUGGAUAUGGGUCGGGAGGUCGACAUGGAAGCUAUCAAAGCCGUCGUCGACGCCACGCAUCGGUACAAGGAGAUCUUUUACGCCGCUGCCGCAUAG